CCUCCAAAGCACAAGCUCUGUUUACAUACUUUCCCCUCCACCAUCCCAGAACUCAUACCCGCCAAACCCACCAUGGCCAACAUCUUCGAAUCCAAUCUCCCACAAGAUGGCCACCGCGCCACAGAAUCCGCUCAUCGCAAAAUCGAACUCCAAAGUCCCGCAGAUUUGACCUAUCUCAUCGCAAACGUGACAAAAGCCGCCCAAGAGAAAAUCGAUCAACAUCUUCCGCCUGAUGCUGCUCCGGUGGGAGAAGAUGCGAUGAGGAAGAGAGUGGAGCAAUUAGUAGACGAGUAUAUUCGGACGACGUUUGAUGCUGCGAAGGAUAACAUUACGAUUAAUGGAAUGGAGACGAGGGAGAUUGAAGAGGAAUUGAAGAAGGCGAGGGAGGGUGAGGAAUUGGAACCCUUCGAUACGAAACUCGCGCAGAAAAUCCAGGAACUUUCGACACAUAUUGAACAUCAGACUUUACAGCUUGCGAAUUUAAGGCGGAAGGCUCCGAAGGAAACGGCCGAACAUUUUAAGGUUGCUUUUGACAGGCAGACGGAGGACUAUGAGAAGAAGUUGGAGGAGGAGAGGAUAGCGAAGUUGAAGGCCGCGCAAGAGACGGAUGUGAGUGUGGGAGAAGUGAAGAGAGUUGAGGACAUUUCAGGAACAUGGCAGAGAGGGAAUGAAGACCUGGUGAAGUUGAAAGAGGGUAUGGAUGGGACGGUGGGGAGGUUGGAGAAAGCGCAGAAGGCGAUGGAAGUUGUUGGGGAGAAGUAGGAUGUUUUGCGGCGCGCAGUUCUGGUUGCGACUUUUUGCACGAUGAGGCAUGAUACCCUGAAUAACGGCGUUGGAAAGGUUGCAUUUUUCGCACGUAGAGGUGAGCCGGCACGAUGGUUGAGCCUGGCGGUUACAAGACGACAUUCUGAUUCCGGCAUCACUUCACUUGAAUUUGCAAGUUGCGAUUACUCACGCGAUGGAUUGCCGCUUUCGGCCCUCACUGUCAAAUGGCUGCAUCAGGACUUCUCCGCCUCAGGGCAGUCCACUCUUCCACUCAACAAACGUACCACGAGUCGAUUCAUGGAAUAGUCGACACACGAAGCGCCUGUACACAUCCACGAGAACCUCAUUCAAGACACAGCAAGUAACGAGAAUGGCUACUCAGGUCACUGACGUUCUGCAACCGCAAUUCCUCUCCGUCAAGGCGCUCCAGCAGAUCUUCAUCAUCUGCGACAAUGUCGCCGCGGCCUCGCUCGCUCAGAACAGGCGUUGUGGACGACACGAUGACUAGACGCUGUUAUCGGCUGAAGGACUCUUGGCGACUCUGUGAGUGCUCACCC
Messenger RNA from Cercospora beticola, 1322 nucleotides. RefSeq lists its product as uncharacterized. Gene Ontology annotation, cellular component: kinetochore; MIS12/MIND type complex. The record is from RefSeq and is a predicted model, not a curated record. Gene Ontology annotation, biological process: mitotic sister chromatid segregation. Lineage: Eukaryota; Fungi; Ascomycota; Dothideomycetes; Mycosphaerellales; Mycosphaerellaceae.